AUGAAGACCACCGGAUCUAUCAUGGCCCUUGCCGGCCUCGUCUCCAUGGCCCACGGCCACGGUUUCGUCACCAGCCCUAAGCCCCGUAUGCCCGGCUCUGCCAUGGAGUCUGCUUGCGGUCAGCAGGUCAAGACCAACCAGGAGGCCGACAACUACGGCAACAUCCAGGGUGAGCUCCAGGUCGCCAGCGGCCAGGACGACUACGAUGACGCCAAGUGUGACAUCUGGCUCUGCAAGGGUUACAAGUUCGCCGACAACAAGGACAACAUCUACUCCUACAAGGCCGGCCAGAAGAUCGACUUCGAGGUCGACAUCCGCGCCCCUCACACCGGUGUUGCCAACGUCUCCGUCGUCGACACUUCCUCCCACUCCGUCAUCGGCAGCCCCCUGAAGUCCUGGGACGAGUACGCCUCCACCUCCACCGGUGUCAAGGACACCGAGACCAGCUUCAGCAUCACUAUGCCCGAUGACCUCGGUGACAAGUGUACCGAGGCCGGCGCCUGUGUGCUCCAGUGGUACUGGUUCGCCGAGUCCAUCGACCAGACCUACGAGUCCUGCGUUGACUUCACUCUCGGCGGCUCCGGCUCCGGCUCUGGCUCCUCCGGCUCCGGCUCCUCCAGCUCUGCUGCCUCCGGCGCUGCCUCCACCACCGCCCCCGUUGCCAUCACCACCACCCCCAGCACCGGCAACCAGGUCGUCUCCAGCGCUGCCCCUACCACCCUGGCCACCAGCGCCAAGCAGGCCGCCACCACCGAGGCUGCCCCCGCUGCCUCCACCACCGCUGCUGCCUCCGACUCCUCCGUCACCGGCAUCCCCAAGGACGGUUCCGCCGAGGAGCAGCUCACCUUCGUGGCCAGCCUCUUCAAGAGCCUGCUCGAGUACGCCAACUAG
This is a messenger RNA of Aspergillus steynii IBT 23096, 891 nucleotides long. RefSeq names its product lytic polysaccharide monooxygenase. The transcript has a single exon. NCBI's taxonomy places the organism in Eukaryota, Fungi, Ascomycota, Eurotiomycetes, Eurotiales, Aspergillaceae. The record is from RefSeq and is a predicted model, not a curated record. The coding region runs from base 1 to 891 and encodes 296 amino acids.